Molecule: messenger RNA, 1284 nt
Organism: Mytilinidion resinicola
Lineage: Eukaryota; Fungi; Ascomycota; Dothideomycetes; Mytilinidiales; Mytilinidiaceae
Product: mitochondrial carrier
Exons: 8
Coding region: 251-1141 (296 amino acids)
Biological process (GO): mitochondrial citrate transmembrane transport
Source: RefSeq, a predicted model, not a curated record
AUACCGCCUCCGGUCCUUAAACAUCAAUUGAGUGCCUCUAUACACCCUCGAAAAAACCGUUAAAUCAUUCCAGAAAUAUUAAUAGAGAAGAAACCUCGAAAUACAGAUUUGGUCAUUGUGCCUCGGAUGCGUCAUCGCGACCUCUUUUCUCGAAAACAUACCCCACGAUCCCGCUGGAUAGCUUCAUGACACAUUGAAAUCUUCUUGCUACAUACUAAACCUUCAAUCGUUGCCAGAGGCCUCUGCCGAGAUGGCUACUACUACUGGGGAGAAGAAGAAGAAGCCCAGCAUGAUGCGGUCCAUUAUCGCUGGCGCAACAGCCGGAGCCGUAGAAAUAUCAAUCACAUAUCCCGCCGAAUUCGCAAAGACUCGGACACAACUGAACCAGCGUUUACCAAACAGCAAGAAGCUCCCUUGGCCACCGUUCGGCAAACAAUGGUACGCAGGCUGCACGACGCUGAUAAUCGGGAACUCGCUGAAGGCGGGAAUACGCUUCGUAGCUUUCGACACUUACAAGGCGCUACUCGCCGACGCUGAUGGCAAGGUAUCCGGACCCGCGAACGUAGUAGCAGGAUUUGGCGCCGGAGUUACCGAGUCCCUGCUCGCCGUGACACCUUUUGAGAGCAUAAAGACACAACUAAUCGACGACCGCAAAGCAGCCAAGCCCCGGAUGCGCGGCUUCCUCCACGGCACGCGGAUAAUAGCACAAGAGAAGGGCAUUCGCGGCUUCUUCCAAGGCUUCCUCCCCACCACCGCGCGACAAGCUGCAAACUCCGCGGUGCGCUUCUCCAGCUACACAGCUCUGAAGCAACUCGCGCAAUCAUAUGUCCAGCCAGGAGAGAAGCUGGGGGUGAUCAGCACCUUUGGAAUUGGCGGUAUGGCGGGCGUGAUCACGGUGUAUGCCACUAUGCCACUCGACACUGUUAAGACACGCAUGCAAUCGAUAGAAGCCCGCUCGCUGUACAAGAACAGCUUCAGCUGCGCCGCCAAGAUUUUCAGAGAAGAGGGCCUUCUGACGUUCUGGUCUGGCGCUGUGCCUAGGUUAGGGAGACUGAUACUGAGUGGCGGGAUCGUGUUUACGAUGUACGAGAAAACGAUGGAAUUGUUCGACAAGGUUGACCCAGAGGGCAAAUACAUAUGAUACCAUCCCCCUUUCCAAAUUUCAAACCCAAGGUACGGCCAAGAAAACGUAAUCAAAGUGUUGGAAUAUCAUGUACAAUAGAGACAAGGCGGCCAGCUCCUUUUCUAGCGAUGCCGCAAAUCAAAGCCACAAAUACCACCCCA